UAUGUGUCAGCUGUGAUGCUAAAUCAAAACUGAUCUGCCUCCUCCCUGCUGCAGGAUACACACAGCAGCAGCCACAAUGGCAGCCGGGUGUUGGUACACAUGUUAGUAAGCUGAAUAACAUUUACGUCGGGGUCGAGAGAGGACGCACAAGCAAAAUGUCUCGUCACAGAAAUGUUCGAGGUUACAACUACGAUGAAGACUUCGAAGAUGAUGACAUGUAUGGACAGUCUGUUGAUGACGACUACUGUAUAUCACCAGCAACAGCAAAUCAGUUUAUCUACUCACGUCAAGAGAGGCAAGCACCAAGGGAGGAGCCUUUAGAGGAGGAAGAGUAUGAAGAUGAGGACGUUCCUAUGUCCCCUACGAUCAACCAAAACCUUGACCCGCUUGAUCAAGCCAAGUUGUAUUCCUGCCUGGAUCACAUGCGGACUGUCAUGGGAGACGCAGUACCAGACUCUGUCCUGACCCAGGCGGCUAUAAAACAUGGGUUUGACCCACAGAGGGCAUUGGAUGCGGUAUUGUCUGAAGACGCUAAAACAGCCCCAGUUACCAGUGCAAUUGAAGAAAUUGCUUCGGUAGCUCGAGUUAGUCAGGAGAAGGCACCGCUUCCACAAAGAACCAAACAGGAGACUGAGAAAGGAGCCUGCUUGUCAGCAUCUCACACAGGCAUUUCAUUUAAAGCACAUACAAAUGCACAGCCAUGUGUUGCAGUAUCAAGCGCACAUAAGCCUGAGCGAAUCAUGAGCGGCUGUUCAAAGCAGAAUUCUCACCAUGAAAGUUCUUGUUCAGGCAUUAACAGUGGUACCAGUCUGGCUCAGCUUAUGUCUGAGCACCAACAGAAGAGUAAAACAGAAGUAGAUUAUAAAGGAUGUUUGGAUGUUUCCUCAUUAAGUGCUUUAACCAUGGGAUCUAGUUCACCAUUGCCGACUAUAUCUUAUCAGAAUAGUCUGUCGCUUGGAACGCUCGCAGCUUUAAGUAUGUCUUCAGUGACGCACAUGUCUGCUUCCUCCGUCCUUUCUGCUCCACUCAGUAAUUUGUCACUAAACAGCACAAAGGCAAUGACAAGCUCUGCUGUGGCUGCUCCUCCUGGAUUUGGGAAUCUCAGCUCUGUCCUUAACAACAGUCAGCACUCAUUGAUUGAUCCCAAAGCAGGUCCAUCAUUGGCUGAUUUAAUCCAGGAGCACUCAAAUCGCAGCCCAAUUUUAAGUAACACCCUUCUGACUCCUGGUAGUAGUUUAGCAUCUGUGAAGUGUCAGGGAACUGCUCCGUCUGCUCAAACACUCUCACUGUCUGAGCUUUCUUCACAGCACCAAAACAGGGGAAUUCAUUCUCAGUCUCAAAGUACUGAAAGACCAGCAAACAUGCUGUCAACUUCUAACAUUACCAACAUCACCCCCCUUUUCCUGGGUGGGGCUGUUUCAUUGGCACAGCUUUCCCUGCAGCAUCAAACCAACAGUUCCUCAGCCUCCCAUCAGCCUGUCAGCACUGAAUCUCAAGCAAAUGCACUUAAACAACCACCUGGCUUCUCUGAGCUGCUCCCUUUGUCACACUUGGCAUCUGAACAUAGAGGCAAAACCUCAACCACCUCAAAUGGGUCACAGUGCACCCUCACUUCACACCUUCCACCAGCAAAACCAGAGAGACCUGAUGUUUUGGCAGAAAAUACUACAGAAAGAAGGACCAAGUGUGAGCCCCACCACAAACCACACAACCAAAUCUCAAGGUCAUCGAUUGAUUUGAGUGCACUCAUGGCACAGGCGCAUAGUGCAAACCCUCAUCAGCUCGAAUGUGACCUCCCUUCACCAUCAUCCCCUACUCCUCUAACCGUGGGGCUGGAUUCUUCUGUUUUUGCUAAACCUUCAGUAUUUGCAGUCACUUUGUCAUUUCAGAGUUGCACACGUCAAACAAAGAGGAAAAAUCUAUUUAGGGGAAAGAUGAAAAACCAGAGGACAGGAAGUGGUUACCAGUCCUUCCUUUGCAAGCCGCUGGACAAAUCUAAAGAGCAGCUUACAUCACUUUUUCAAAUCAUGCCUUUCCGCUUUGACACGCCUUCACCUGAUGACAUUGUUCGUUCUAAUCAGAGGAAAGCUUUCACAAGGUAGACUUGAGGAAAACUAUAAUGCGAAACUAAAUCAGAAACCAGACCUACUUCAGCUCCAAACUCAAAAAGAAAUGUAGCACGGAGUUGGCAUGACUUUUGAGCCUUUUUAACUGUGUCUGCCAUCAAUGCAAAUGGCGUAAUCAUACAUUUGGGACCACCUGUACAACAAACUGAUAUUCUUGCUUGGAGAACUGCCCAAAACUGUAUUAUUGUUUAUUUCUUUUAUAGAGGCAAACAAGCAUGGUUGUGUUAUUAAUGAAAGAAAAGUUAUUUUAAAACACUGGCAGCUUUAAUAAUCACAGCUUAGUAAACUUUGUGUAGAUACUUCUAUUUUAAAAACCAAGAUUUUUUCCACCUAGUUCCUGUUGUUAGCUUUUAAAAAAUGAAAUCUUAUUUUUGUAUGCUUUGAUGCCAGAUGGCUUUUUAAGUUUUUUAUGACUACAUAGUAGACACAAAAGUAUUACAACCUUUUUUUUUUGUCUUAGCUGCUUGAGCUCUUAAAAGAAGAAAAAAAAGAGGUUGACUAUGUUUGCAGGUGUGCUGCAGCUAUUGGAAUAUGGAUCAGUUAACCAUUGUGCUGGUUUACUGCUACUUUUGAGAACAUGAGGUUGACUUUUUGGUUUGGAGGACACCUGGAGAUUUUCCCAUGAGAGAACAAGAAUGCACACACACACACACACACACACACACACACACACACACACACACACACACACACACACACACACACACACACACACACACACACACACACACACGUGCACACAAAUACAUACUCAUGCAGAUGUAUUAGCUUUAAAGUGUUUAUUAUAAAACUAAAGAUUAAAUGCAAGACUGUAAACAAAGAGUUCAAUAAAUCAGUCAAAACAUGCCUUCAAAUCCCAAGUAAAAGCUGUUGUCAUUGUGAUUCAUACAUGGUUUGAUUUAGACUGGGUGUGUCCUAACACAUUGCAAGAGAUGAAUUCGUCAGAAAUAAAGUUGAUUGAAUUGAUGUAUUUUGAAUGUGCCCCUGUCUAGGUGUGUUUUUCAGUUUGACUGCUUGUUCUUAGUCUUCUUUUAAGUAACAAAACAGUGAGACGUUCUUUAAAAAAAACAAAAAAAAAGUAAUUCCAAGUCUGAGUUAAGUGUGCUUUUGUUCAGUGAUUAACCAAUGCUUGGUGAUAAACUAGUGAAAUAAUAUUUAAGGGUUGAAAGGGGGGGAUGUUUAAAAAUAAUGAAGCAAAUUACACAUUUUAUAUGUGUUGUAGUGCAUUCAUUUGACAGGAUGAUGCCUGUGUUCUUUAGAUAUCUCAUUUAUACCACAGGUGACUGGUGUUGGUUGUGAAUGGGCAACAUGGGUUUUAUAGAUAGCACCAUGCAUUAACACUUAUAGCUUUUUGAGGCUUAUUAUAGAUGCAGUUUUUUAACCUCAAAACCAGUAACUUUCUUUGUGGUGUUGUCAGGACACUGGUGUGUUUUAGUGUAAUAACAGAGCAGAAGAAAAAGGCUGCUCCACAUCUUUUCUGUUGUCUUAAGUACAAGAAUGCACUUUUUGGUGAAAAGGUGCUGGCCUGUGAAAACCUUUAUACAGGUGCAGAAACUGGACCCUCAGGGUGUCAAACAUAUAUUAAUUGACUGGGGAUAAAAAUAAUUAUCUCAAAGGGUAGAUGGGUGCAAUAAUGACACAUCAAAAAGGUUUUUGUUAAAACAGUGUAUUCCCAAAAGAACCAUGUUUGGAAAAAAUAAGGUUUAUUAGGGAUGUUGAAGGAGUGAAGAUAUACUCCAGAGUUUUUAGAUUAUGCCACCUGAAAAUUAAGAAACAAGGGGGUGUGUCCAGCAGCAGCUCGGUCCUUUUUCUCUGAAGGCGAGUCAAUGUGUGGGUUUGAACAGGAAACUGCACUCUUGGAGAAAAUGUCACCCCAAGCACACGUCGGCUCGGCACUGCAGCCGAUCAUCUUACUUUGUGUGUCUCUCUGACACCACCUACGUAGGAAAAUCUGAUCAUGUCUCUCAACUUUCACAGCUUUGACAAAGGCUGUGACAGAUCAGAUCAUCUUGUGUCUUUAGAGGCUCUGCAUUUUUGCAAGGCACACAUGUUGCACAAACAUUUGUUGUGAAGUGGUGCCAACUCUGGAAAAUACAGCAGACCACAGCAAGUGGUCAAAAGAAAGCAGGUGCAUGGAGACUUGCAUGCCAUCAAAGCUGUUGCUUUGUUGUUGUGUACUGUUAAAGACAAAAAGUAAAAUUUG
Molecule: messenger RNA, 4329 nt
Organism: Melanotaenia boesemani (Boeseman's rainbowfish)
Lineage: Eukaryota; Metazoa; Chordata; Actinopteri; Atheriniformes; Melanotaeniidae
Gene: hbs1l
Product: HBS1-like translational GTPase
Exons: 5
Coding region: 156-2102 (648 amino acids)
Biological process (GO): translation
Molecular function (GO): GTPase activity; GTP binding
Source: RefSeq, a predicted model, not a curated record